This is a messenger RNA of Ustilaginoidea virens, 3075 nucleotides long. RefSeq lists its product as uncharacterized. The record is from RefSeq and is a predicted model, not a curated record. The coding region runs from base 1 to 3075 and encodes 1024 amino acids. Gene Ontology annotation, biological process: negative regulation of transcription by RNA polymerase II. Gene Ontology annotation, cellular component: nucleus. The transcript has 4 exons. Gene Ontology annotation, molecular function: DNA-binding transcription factor activity, RNA polymerase II-specific; RNA polymerase II transcription regulatory region sequence-specific DNA binding; zinc ion binding. Lineage: Eukaryota; Fungi; Ascomycota; Sordariomycetes; Hypocreales; Clavicipitaceae.
AUGCCCGAGGCCCAGGGUUCUGAAUCCCAGGCCUCGUCUCAGCCUCGCAAUCAGCACCGUGGCCGCUACAGAGGCCGCACUGGCAGGAAUAGACCUCAAGCAGAAGGUUCCAGCUCCCCUGAUGGGUCUGCUCCCGGUCCUUCGCGGACCGAAGCUUCGCCUUUCCCAGCGAGCUCAUCGACCGCGGAGGCAAAGGUCCAGAAAUCGCCACGUUCAGAUCACCAGGGUUCCCGUGCCCCUCGCAGAGGAGGGGGCGGAGGUCGAAGGACUUGUGGACAACGACAAACCCGCCCAGGUGGACAUGACAGCCGUGCGCCGAAACCACCUGCUCGUAGAGCCUUCGGUGGACAUUUGACCAGCGGAGCCACCGAUUCUGACGACGGUCCCUCUGCAGUCAUCGCCGGGCUGAGCGCUGAUGCUCCAGAGUUUAUCCCUGGUCAGCCCGUAGUGGCCAGAAGUAGUAAACCGCUUAAACCCAAGGCUCUCGUGCAUCCCAAAAUAAAACCUCCCAAAUCUACCGCAGGAGACCUGGGAACCAGGAUUCACCAAGACAUUGGCAAUCUCAACUACGAAUGUGCAAUCUGCACAGACGACGUGUCACGGUCCUCUCACGUCUGGUCUUGUGCACUGUGCUGGACUGUUGUGCACAUAAAGUGUGCCGAAAGAUGGUACGAGAAGCAGAAGAAGCAGCCGGACCUACAACCUCCCGAGUCUCAGCGAGAAGUCACAUGGAGAGAGACCGACUACGAGAAUGGGUGGAGCUGUGAUGAGAUUUGCGGCGACUUGCUCCCAUGCGGAGAGCAUUCCUGUCCAAAAGCUUGCCACUCGGGAUUCUGCGGGGAUUGCGGCAUGACUGUGCAAGCCAAGUGCUAUUGCGGCCGAACGGUGAAGCAAAUACCGUGUUCCGAACAGGAGGAGCCUCGGCCAUCUUUCGACAAGGUCGUCAAGAGCUGGUUCGAGGGUGUGUUUACAUGCAAUCAGGUCUGCCAGCGCAGCUUUGACUGCGGCGUCCACAAAUGCUCCAAGACUUGCCACCCCCAGGAAGAGCAGCCUGCGCACUGCCCGUUCUCGCCGGAUUCCGUGACGCAUUGUCCAUGCGGCAAGACACCCCUGGAGAGCCUUGUUGACCAGCCACGAACUUCGUGCGAGGACUUCGUGCCUCAUUGCCGAGAACCUUGCCAUAAGAAGCUGCCGUGCGGUCAUCUCUGCCCAUCCAAAUGCCACACUGGAGACUGCGGAUCUUGUUACGAGACGAUCGAUGUUCCUUGCGUUUGCGGGCGAACAAGCAGCAGGUCGCUCUGCCACCAAGGCCGCAUCGAGCGACCAAUGUGCACGAGAAUCUGCCAAGCGAACCUUGGCUGCGGCCGGCACAAGUGCGGCGAACACUGCUGUCCGGGGGAGAAGAAGGCGGCCGAGAGGCAGGCAGCGAGGAAGAAGCACAAGCGUCCAGAAGAUGCCGCAUCGGUCGAAGCAGAGCACAUCUGCAUCCGGACGUGCGGGAGACUGCUGAAGUGCGGAACCCAUCACUGCCAGCAGAUGUGCCAUCGCGGUCCUUGCGCCAGUUGCCCCGAAGCCAUCUUCACCGAGAUUAGCUGCGACUGCGGCCGGACCGUGCUCCAGCCCCCCCAGCCGUGCGGCACUCGACCUCCCGACUGCCGAUUCCACUGUCUGCGGCUGCCCGGCUGCGGCCAUCCUGCCGUCGAGCACAGCUGCCACCCGGACGGAGUGUCAUGCCCCAAGUGCCCAUUCCUGGUCGAGAAGUGGUGCGCCUGCGGCAAAGAAAAGCUCCACAGCCAGCCGUGCCAUCUUCAGGAGCCCCGUUGCGGAAAGGUGUGCGGCAAGAGACUGAGCUGCGGUCUUCACAACUGCGCAAAGCUAUGCCACAAGCCUGGAGAUUGCGAAGACGCAGGUCCGUCGCCCAAGCAUUGCGAGCAGCCCUGCGGGAAGGCCAAGCUGUUCUGCGAGCAUCCGUGCCGCAACACCUGCCACGGACAGAGCCCCUGCAACGAAUCGUCCGCCUGCACUGCCAAGGCGGUUCUCAGAUGCCCAUGCGGCCUCCGCCAGCAGGAGUUGAAGUGCCUCGCUAGCAGCUCCAACCCUGCCCCCAGCCGGCCGGACAUCAAGUGCGAUGACGAGUGCCUCCGGCUCGAGCGGAACCGCCGCCUGGCGGCGGCGCUCAACAUCAACCCGGCGUCUCACCAGAGCGACCACGUGCCGUACUCGGACACCACGCUCGGGCUGUUCAGGGAGAACCCUCAGUGGGCCGAGGCCCAGGAGCGCGAGUUCCGCGUCUUUGCCUCGAGCCCCAACGAGGUUCGGCUCCGGUACAAACCCAUGGCGCCCGCGCUGCGCCAGUUCCUGCACGCCCUCGCCGACGACUACGGCCUGGAGAGCAGGAGCGAGGACGUCGAGCCGCACCGCUACGUGGUGGUGUUCAAGGGCGCGCGAUUCGUCUCCGCACCGACCAAGACCCUCGCCCAGAGCGCCGGCACCAGAGAAAAGCAGGCCGCUGCCGCAUCGCGAGCUCCGUCGCCGCCGCCGCCGCCGCCGCCCGCGGCACCGCAAGCCGCCGACCCCUUCAACAGCUUCCUGCUGACGUCUCCGCGCUUCGGCCUCACCAUCGACGACGUGCGGGCGGCCCUGCACUCGGAUCUGGCAGCGCAGCCCUCGGUCCGUUUCGACAUUAGCUUCCUCCCCUCGGAGCAUGUGCUCCUCCGAGCCGUCCCGUCGUACUCGGCGUUCCUGGCCCCCACGGCGCUGCACCAAGCCCUGGCGAGCAUCAAGCCCCGGCUACGCGAAUCCGUCCAGGCGGCCCGUCUAGCCGCAGCCGUCGUCCUCUGCCACGCCGACCCCAGCGGCACCGUCACCCGCAGAGACGACGCCAACACGGCCCGCGCGGCGGGGUGGAGCGCCGUCGCCAGCCGGGCCGCCUCCAAGGCCACCACCUCGGCCGCGGGGCCCGCCCAGGAACCCGCCAGCGGCGCAGGCCGAAGACUCGUAGGGCUGAGGAGGAAGAAGAAGAUUGACAGGCAGGAGCCGUGGGCGUCGCAGCUAGAUGGCGAGGUUGAAUGCUAG